AUGUUAGGAGCAGUGGUGGUUGGCGUUGGCACAGUGGGUUGGGUGAGGAUCCGAGACAUCUUAGUGCCACUGCCCGGUAGUGCUGCUGAAAAACUGACUGUCAAAGGGUUCAUAUCCAGGUGACAUACAUGUUUCCCUGUAGGGCCGUGUGAUAUGUCUGUAUUAUUUGCAAAGGAUUAGAAUGUAAUUUUUAUUUGUUUGUUUGUUUUUAACUGUCCAUUUUUAACUGUGAAUUUUCCUUUGUCUGUUUCUGCCUUUGUUUUGUUUCCUCUGUUAAAUCACUUUGUAAACGUGUUUUUAAAGGUGCUAUAUUAAUAUAUUAUAUAUUAUUAUACUAAAGGUGACAUUACAGUGUUUCUCCUACAUUCAUUCAGCAGUGGCGGUGAUGUUUAUUUAUCAGUUAUUUUGAGACAGACAUUUGCUGCACCACAAAUCCUCACUUACUCAAACUUGCGUACACAAUGUGAGACCAGUCCUGAGACUGUCUCACAUCGUAUACGCAAGUUUGAGAUAAGUCUGAGAUGCCCACUUUUGCUGCUGGAGCUGCAGAAUAUGUGUGAGAGAGACUGCAGCAUUCACCCUGUGCUGGCAAAAAAGGUUUAUCAUUUAAUUCUGUUUAUGGUUUACUGAAGAAUAAGGCUCUGUGUUCAUUUGCAUCAGAAGCAGGAAAAUGAGUACUGAUCAUAAAGUGGUCACUGGAGAUCCAUAGUUAAUGCACGAUGAAGACUAAAGCCAUCAACUCAGCAUAAACCCUGUGUAGAUGCCAGGUUUAAAAAGCUUCAUAGUUGAGAUGUAACUGAAUGACCUAUAAAGGGUGGUUCUUCUAUAGGAAUGCUAACCCUAAAGCUGAGCUUCUUCAUCUUUUUAACUCAACAGCAUAUUUCCUACGAAGUUCCUUAAUAAACAGUGCGCAGUUGUAUGUUUAAGAUGCUUUUUUCAUUCUUUACAGUGUAAUUGAUUGCUAUGGCUGGUGUGUUUUUCUUAAUAGGAGAAACCUGGAAACUCAGCAGGGGGUGAGUCAGAUCUCAUUACAAGAGGCUCUGAGCAGAGAAGACAUUCAUGUGGCCAUCAUCAGCACUGAGAAUGCAUCACAUGAAGAAAACAUUAGGUAAUCUUUGAGAGUAACUGUUGCAUUGGGUUGUACCUCUCUGAAGUAGAGCUAUCAUGAUAUCAGAAUAUCGCUGAUUAAGCAUUUCCACUUAUUGUUAUUCUGUUCUUUAUUAUUAUUAUUAUUAUUAUUAUUUUUAUUUUUAUUUUUUUUCUUCCGCCAUUUAUUGGCCCUUUUCAACACCUUCCCAGUUUGUGCUAUUUCAACUGUUCCUCUCCUUCAGUACAUGUGCGGAUGUACUUUUCACUUUUCUACCAUUUAUGGUUUUUGUUUUUUUUUUGACUUUUUGUGCAAAAAUUUUAACAUUGAAGUCAAUGGGGAAAUCUUCCAAUUCUGUAUUCUUCUGUCUUCUGUAUUCACUUUUUUGUGCUAUCUUCUACAGUUUUCCCACAAUUUAGCUUUAAGCACCUCAUAGUUUUCAGCAAAUUUCAGGCUUUAUAAUGGGUGUGUAUUGGAGAGGCUAGAGUGUUUGAUUACAUCGCUAGAGUGCAGACCUCCUCUUGGAUUGACAGAACCUUGCUCGAAUAUAUCGCUCCCAAGCCCACAAAUUUCACUCCACAGCCAUAAAAAAAAACAUAAAAAUGGAGGUAUAUGUGUUCUGCUUCUCACAAAAGAGGUUUCAAAUCAGUAAAUCGUACCCCUUGGCCAGCAGGUGACCAAAUGUCCAAAUAGGCGGAAAUCUCUCCCAUUAAACCUAAUGUAUUUUUUCUCCAAGAAAAUCCUGAUCAUCACUCAGGCUCAGACCUUUUUAACUCGCUGUGACACUCACAGACAUGAAAAACACAUCAUUGUGUUCAUGAAGGGCGGAGGAUUUGUACAAUGUUCUUAUUUUCAAUCUGGGAUUUAAGGAAAUCGUGCUAUGUGAAGAAGUUCAGAGGCCCUAAAUUCACUGCAGUUCAGCAGCUUCUCAUUCAAACAGUAGGUCAGUUAAUGCCUUUGAUGUCUAACACCUGUUAAGAUGCAUUAAUUAACACACACACACACAAACAUUCUUGUACUUGCUGCUUUGUGAGGUCUAUGAGAAAAGACCCACAAAGCGAGGACUACAAACUUUGACCUACAGAAACCAUUCAGGGCUCCAAAAAUUCAGCUCAUUGAGGACAUUAUGGGGUGUACUCAGGAUUUUUAUUCAUUUAACUUUUCCCCACUUUAAAAUUAUUCUCAUUAUUCAUGCAUUAUUAAAUUCUUCAGACAAAUCCAAACUCAUUCAAACCUUUCUGAUACUUCAAACCUGUUUAACACGUAGGACUUCUAAUUAUCUAAAAUUUUUCCCACUUCAAAAUCAUUCUCAUUAUUUAUGUAUGUUUUAAUUACCACUGCAAUUACUACUUAUAUCACUUUAACUUGUAUCUUCACUUCUACCUCCACUGCUCUUGCUUCUCUUCAUAUUUUUUUUACUUCUACUCUUACUUCUACCACAAGCUCUACUGCUUUGACUUCUACUUCUUCUAAAACUACUUCUACUGCUUACAUGACUACAAAUAUCACUACUACAACUACCUAUUAUCAUACAACUUCUAGUAGUCCAACUUAAACUUAUGCCACUUCUCACUUUUCUGUGUUUCAAGGUAAUUUUCUUCCUUAUCCAUUUUUUUUGCAAUUUCAGACAGUUUUUCUAGCCUUAUUCAGCAUGAAUGCAAUUUUAAUUUAUGAAGCACAUUCAUACUAUUUGUACUCCAGCAAUUUUCACUUUCGUCCAACUUGUACUUCUCUUUCUCCAGCCAUUUAACCAAUUUUACAUUUAAACCUUCCUCCAUUUUUUUUUAGCAUUUCCACGCAUUUUCUGCAAGGAAAUGCAAUUUUUCUAGUUUUUACUAUUUCUUUUAAAAUGCUCAGUUUUAGCUUAUAUUUUAAUUUGUCUCACUGUUAGUUUGGAUUUUUUUUUAAAUGCUAUUAAUAAUGUACUGACCUUUGCACUUAAUUAUUUUACUUCACUACAGUUUUCAGUAAUGUAUUAAAGUUUUACAUGUUGCCUUUAAUCUCACAUUGUACAGUGACUAAUAAGUAUUUGCAGGAAUGUUUUUCUUUGGUAUAGGAGGGGUCGUCUGUUCAUCCCUCCCUCCCAGCCUUAUAAAAGCUAGAGCAGCAGCCAGAGCAGGUGUUACAGCCUGGCUGCUGAGGACGACCCCCCACCUUAAAAUUAAAGUGUUUAUUAUGUUUCAUAAGGUGAUCGAUUAGGAGACCAAUAACUAAAACUCCCCUCUUAAAUAGCAACGUGUAAACUGACAGUAAUGGACGCAAUGAUUUUUUUUCCUUAACUUUGCACAAAGUUCACGAUUUUAAACCAGCCAGUUCUAUUCAGGGUGUUUCUAAAGUUAAUACGCAGUAGACAGGAUGAUGGUAACUGUAGUAUGUCCGCAGCACACCAGAAUGGACACAGGACUGCGGGCAAGAGAUGAAAAUUGGGUGAAGCAGUGUGUUCUUCUCAGUGGUAGCAGUAAUUAUGAGUUGUUCAUAACCUUUGGACUGAAACAGUUCAAGAAUGGGCUUCCUUGCUCUUGACAGCAAAUCUUCAUUAAAGUCUCCACAGACUAAGAUGGGAUGAUGAUCCAUGACUUCCAGUGAAUCCAAGAGACUUCUGAGGUUGGAUAUGAAUGAGUGAACAUUGUAGUCAGGAGGCCUGUAGAUGGCAGCAAUUAGAGCCCUGAAAGGAGCUUCAAGUUUGAUGACACUGAACUCAAUAUCAGUGGCAUUCUGAAUGAAAUGUCUCUCAAGGACUCUGAUGUGUUUUUUCACAUAGAUGGCAACUCCGCCACAGUUUUUUUAAGUGGCCAUGGCAGGAUGGUUUGAAUAAGACAUGUUUCUGUUACGUUUGAACAUGUCGUAGCCUUCAAGAUGGAGACUCUCAGCAACAAAGGAUCCUUGCAGAUGAGUUUCAGUGAGACAGAGCGCGUCUGCAAGAUGUAGUUCAUGGUGACUUUUGAUGUCAGUGAUUUGAGCUGGUAGUCCUUCUGUGUUGUGAUUAGGCCUGUUGCGAUUCACGAUUUUAAUCGAAAUGACUCGUAAUAGACGUUCGAUUCAACGUAUCGAAAUCACAACGUGAGUCGCGAUGCACUUCCGCGCACGUCCGAGGCUCCGAGCCAUGUGGUUUUGUUAUGGGUGUGUGUGGCUGCUGGCUGUGGCUAGGCUAUCAUCAGACAGUCAGAUCCCAAACCAACACUCCUGUCCCAUUGGACGAGAACGAGUCACAUGAGUUAUGUGUCCCAUGGGAGGGGAGUAUUUGCGUUAGGGCUCCCACUGUCUCACUACACCUUGCCUUGACGCAUGCGUGCUUCCGACAUGGGCGAGAGAAAAAAGGAGAGGCGAUCGGAGUAACAACAGAAAUGAAUGAGAGCGAAAGCGAACAGACCGCAGAUAUAUAUUACAGAGAGAUACACAGCGAAUUCAAUUCACCAUGGCCACUGCGUCUGUAAACAACGACACCAAGAAUGAGCCUGUCCCCAGAGAAGAGCUGGAAAACCCUCCCGCUUCAUACAGGUCUAAAGUGUGGAAAUAUUUUGGCUUCCCUGUACAUUAUGAGAGUGAGGGCUCUCGACGGGUCGUAAGUAAGACGCAUACUGUUUGUCGACUCUGCUAUAUGCGAGUGCCGUAUCCCUCCACAAGCAACACAACGAAUAUGGCACAGCAUCUCAGCCGUCAAUACAAAGAUGUGAAAGAACCACAAAACCUGACGCAGCCCUCAAUCAAAGACGCCAUUAAGAAAAAAGAAAAGUUUGCACCAAAUUCGGCUCGCGCUAAGGACAUAAACAGCGCACUUGCUGUGAUGAUAGGAGCAGACAUGCGUCCGCUUUCAUUAGUACAGGGCCCUGGCUUUAGAUAUUUUUGCAGGGUUCUAGAACCACGCUGGCAAAUACCAAGCGGAUUUUAUGUGAGCACAACCUUGAUGCCAGAAUUGUAUGAGAAUGUGAAGGCUGAAAUUGUUGAAGGACUGAGCUGUGCUGAAUCCAUUGCCAUUACAACUGAUGGCUGGACCUCUAGAGCAACAGAAAGUUACAUCACAGUAACAGCACACUAUCUUAAUGAGAACUGGGAGAUGAAAAAUCAUGUCCUUCAAACUCUCCCAAUCUAUGAAUCCCACACAAGUGAGAAUUUGUCUGAUGUUCUGACAAAAGCUGCAGUGGAAUGGAAAUUAGAAAGACCAAAUACCAAGAUCCCUGUGACAACAGAUAAUGCCAAAAACGUUGUCAAUGCCACAAAGCAGGCUGGGAUGUCACCACAGAUAGGAUGUUUUGCACAUACAGUCAAUCUGGCAUCACAGAAGGGCUUGGACGUGAACCAGAUGAGCCGUAUUCUGUCCAAAAUCAGGAAGAUAGUGGCAUUUUUCCACCGCUGUACAACUGCAGCAGCAGUCUAUGGUGGCAAACAAAAAGAUCUCAAGCUGCCCGAUCACAAGCUAAUUCAUGAUGUUAAGACACGAUGGAACUCCAGCUAUGAAAUGAUUGAGCGCUACCUAGAGCAGCAGGCUGCAGUUUAUGCUGCACUCACAGAGGACAGCGUAAAGAAGAAUGUAAAAGACCUCAUCACCCUCACUGAUUCUGACAUUAAAGUCAUGGAGGCAGCGGUUGAGGUGCUGAAGCCCUUAAAAACAGUCACCACUACUCUGAGUUCUGAAAAACAGCCAACUGUAUCUCUGAUCCAUCCCCUCCAUCACACAAUCCUGACAUCUAUGAGACCCACUGGCACAGAUCCACCCACUGUGAGGGAUAUGAAGAAUGCCAUUGCAGCUAACUUCAAGGACAGAUAUUCAGACCCAGCAACUCAACAGUUCCUGAAACAGAGCACUGCACUAGAUCCUAGGUUCAAGUCCCUACCCCACCUGGAUGACCUCUCCCAGAGUGAGAUCUUCAAAAGUCUGACUGAGCAAAUCUUGCAGCAGCAUCCCACAGAGGUAUGUGCUAUAUUAAUUUUAACAAUAAUAAUUUAACUAAAAUGUAAUAUGUAUUUUUUUAUUGUUUUCAUUGACUUGUUUAAAACUAAACACUAUUCUUAAAUAUUUAAAGUCAUAUAAUUAUUUUUUAAUAUGUCAUGAUAAAAAAUAGCUCACCAAAGAUGUUGUCACAAAUGUCCUCAGUCAUAAUAGAGGCACACCUCAUUUAUUUUCUGUUUUGUGUUUCUGUAUUGUGUGACCUUUUAGGCCCAGGCCUCUGGAGAGGGCACCAGGGAGAGGAGCCCAGCAGAUGAUUCAGAAGCUGCAUCAACAUCUGCUCCCCCCAGCAAAGAAGACAGCACUCAGUGAACUGUUUGGCAAUUUCUUCAGCACAGCCCAGCCCCACCACACUACACCAGGAGCCCCCAUACCAUUUCCUCAGGUGGUAGAAGAGGAGAUUCAGCACUACAGGAACGCCAUCCUCACUGAAAUCAAUGAAGUGACUGGCCACACUCAACCAAUCACUGUUGAUUCAGAUCCCCUGAAGUGGUGGAAAAAGAAUGAGCAUGUGUACCCACACUUGGCAAAGCUUGCCAAACGUUAUCUUUCUGUUCAAGCAACCAGUGUUGCCAGUGAAAGAGUGUUCUCAACAGCAGGGGACCUCAUAACAGCUGAGAGGAGUUGCCUCUCUCCAGAAAAUGUGAACAAGCUCAUCUUCCUUAAGAAGAAUUUGCACAUAGAUAUAGAGCUUGAAUGAAUGGAAUGGCUUUGGCAUUAUUCACAUUUCAUGUUUGUAAAAGGAAAGCUCUCUGUUAGAAUAAUGUGAAUAAUACAGUAGUGGUCCAGUGGACUCACUGUGGAAGAAUUUGAAUUUGAGCCAAAUGUAGCCAAAUUACAUUGUUUGUUGGUCCUUUUUUCUUACAUGUUGUUCAACAUUAUUGGUUGAUUGAUUGUUACCUGAAAAUAACUGUUACAUCUUCUUAAAGAAGAAUUUGAAAAUGGAAGUUGUUAGGGCAUAAAACCCUAAGUUUAUUAUUUAUUUUAUAAUGUUUGUUUAUGUUAAACAUUGAAUUCUUCUCAUUUGUCAUUAAAGUGACUGAUUGAGAAAAAGUGUUUUUCUUUACAAAUCAAGAAAGUGGCCUAAUUAAUGGUCGUACAGCUCACAAUGCUGAAAAAAGGAGGUAAAAAAAAGUCAUAUCGGAUCGAGAAUCGAAUCGAAUCGUGACCUUAGAAUAGAAAGUUGAAUCGAAUCGUGGAAUAGGCGAAUCGCAACAGCCCUAGUUGUGAUGAAUGACAAUGAGAGUGUCUGGCCUGCUUAAUGUCUCUGGCAUCUUGAGGAGAGGCAUGACAUGUUCAAGUGAAGCUUUAGACAUGUUUUCAAGAGCUACGGUGAUUUCAGGGUUGCAAUAGAUUUUCUUCUCAUCCAUGUCUAGAAUGUGGAGUCCACUCAGAGAGGUCACUCUACUCAGAGCAACGUAGACCAUGCCGGGUUCAAAGAUGUGUUUCAGUGAGAGCACGGCCAAGGACGUUGUCAUCCCUUGAACUUUGUGUAUUGUACAUGAAAAAGCGAGCUUGAUAGAAAACUGUCUUAGGACAACUCCUGCCUGUUUCAGAUUCUCCUCGUCUCUGUCAAUGUACACGAUAUUUUCAUCAGCAACUGCUUCACUGGCUGCUGCACUUUGACUGUUCAGUUUAAGUCAGAGUUUUUCAACAUGCAGAUUUCCUUCUUUAGUCACAAUUUUUGCAAUGCGUGCAAAUGUUUCAUUGCAGAGACCUGACUGCACAUUUAUGUUUCUGGUUACCAUGACAUUAGCGCCGAUGGCCCCUUUUUAUCGAUUCAGGCAACUCCUUUUUGUUUCCUUGGAAAGGUACACUUUGUCUCGUCAUUCUCCCGGUGGUUGGAUUUUUUUUGUAGUCGUCCGCAUCUAUUGUGGUGACGUCAGAGUAAAACACAUCCAGUGUUUUUGAGUUGUGUUCCUCAACCUGUUUAUUUGUUGCAUAAACAUGCAGUACGUCUUUUGGACAUUGAGAUGAGUCAGCUAAGGCCCGUGAAAGCAGAACUCUGUCUUCAUGAGACAAAGACACUGUCUUUCCUUUGACACGGAUUCGAUUCAGCAUCUCAGCAAGAGCGACAUCAUCUUUCUGACGCAUGAUUUCAGUCAGUGUGACCAUCUGAAAGUUGUCUCACCAGACGUUGAUCUGAGUCGGGUCGAACACACACAGGGGUUUCGACUGUCUGACAGGUGGUUGCUGGUAGAAAUCUCCAACAGUGAGUACUGACAUUCCACCAAAGGGUCUCUGACUUCCUUUGAUUUGUUUCAGUCUUGCAUCCACAUAGGCAAAGAGAUGUUUGGAGACCAUGGAGACUUCAUCAAUGAUGAGUAUCUCUGCAUUUGAAAGCUCUGCCCUGACUUCGUCAAGUUUGUUACCAAGACCUUGAAAAGGAGGUUUGAGACUUCUGGGCAGCUUCAAGAGACAAUGCAAUGUUGUGCCUGAAAUUUUGAAUGCUGCAGUACCAGUGAAUGCAGUCAAGAGAACGGUAGGUUUAGAGAUGUCUGCUUCCUCUGCAUUUCUUGGAAGUCUGCUGAGUAUUUUAGACACCUCUGCAUGGAUGCAUUUGAUUAGGUGAGACUUACCUGUUACGGCGCCACCAUUAAUGUACAAGAAGAACUGCUCUGGUUUUAAACCACAAACACAUUUCAAGCACCAGUCCCGGAUGGUGUGGAAAACUGAAGCUUGCGUUUGGUUCAAGUUCUGAUACAUCUCACGCAGCACUGCAGGAUCAAUCUCAGGAGCUUCGAUCGUGACUGCAGAUUCUUGCCUCACGUCUGACCUCUCAUUGUAGUCUGGAACAUUCUCCAUUCUUCAUCAGCUUCUCUUUGUUUAAGUUCAUCUAAACACUCGAGCCGUUCGAUCUCACUCUCUAGCGCCAGGUUGCCCCAUUUGUUUAGCAACAUUCCUCUUUCUUCAAACUCUUGAAUGUCACUGUCAAUGGACUCACAGUGUUUCUUAUGUUUUUCUCUGUUACGUUUCACAAUUACCUUCACGCGCUAAGGAUGCUGUGAUCCAGGUAACCAAACAGCUGCAUGGUCGUGGAAGGACUGGUAAGUUGGUAAGUGGUUGGAUUUCAGCUGGUUGUCUGAGCGAUAAGGAACGUACAGUUUAAGCAAUGUGCCAUAAUACAGCUCCGGAUCUUUCUCAAGGGAAAUGGGUCGAUAUCUGAUGAUAGCAUGUUUUUCAUCAUUUGCUCUCUUCUGGACAAACCCCAUCUCAUUCAGUAGGCGAUGACAGUUUUUGCCUUUUGUCUGUUUUCCGUAGACAAUUCUGCAGCUUGAUGCAAAAUCUGCCAAGCACAUUGCCUCAAAGUCUGGUGUUUCUGGUCUGCAUACAUACUUAUCAGGUAACCCUGUCAUCCACAGAUGUUCCGAUUCUGAAGGUUUGUUGUCCAGGUGUGACAAGGGGUAACUCAUUUUCAGUGCGUUGUCAUCUGUCUGCACAAACACCAUGCUGCAUGAACACUGCUUCAUGUGUAGACUGCAUGCACGAGCAACACACUCCUGAGUGCUUACCUUUCUUUUUUUGGAGUAGGCCUGCAUUAUUGGUUUCAUUUCAUCACUUUCGUUGACAUCUUCCUGAUGUGAGUUUUGUAUCACCAUUUUCAGAUAUUCACUCAGACCAUGUUCCGCCUUGCUGAUGUAGCUGCACAUGUACAUGAUACAGGAGUAUGGGUUGAGAAUGAAUUGGAUAUCCAUGUUGGCAUUCCAGGCUUUAAGAAGGUAGGGGUUGUAGCCAUUUACCCAAACGUCUUUGGGACCACGCUUCAGCAUCACUUGACUGCCGUUGGUUUUGCUCUGCAAACACCUGUUGUAUUGGGAAGUCUGAAACGACAGUUUGCACCACUGUAUUUCACACACGUCUUGGAGUGGUUUUUGCUGUGCAUCUGAACUUCUUUGACUAUUUUGUACAGUUCUGGGUCGUCGUUUUCAUCAGGCAGCUCAGCUUUGAUGAAUUUGGCCACAAACUUACACACCUCCUCAUCAGAGCAUUCUUCAAACACAGGUGUGCCUGCCACCCAUACCAUACCGUGAAUGUCUGGGCUUCCUCUGUGCUGAAACUCGAGCCGGUAAAAGUAGUCGACGACUUUGCCGAUAGGCUGUGCGGGGGACGGGAUCAGAUCUCUGAACAGUGCCUCGACACAUUUGUCAAACAUGCACAUUGUGGUGACAGGAUUACUUCGCAAAAUCUCACACUCCAAUCCAGCUCUUCAAAAUUCACGUGUUCACCUUGCUGGUCUUUAAUUGCUGUGAUAACCCAUUUCCAACGCAUUUCUGUGGCACUGAAAGUUAAGAAGAAUUGUGGCGAGCCUAGAGCCCAAAUCAUCGCAAACAAGUCUUUGGUUGUUUUCUGCCAAUACGCUGGGGUGCCUCUCAGCGGUGUCAUGAAUCUUAUUGCAUCUUUGUUCCGCACUAGCCUUUCGACUUCUCGUUUGUUUUGCAACAUGGCAUUGGUGAUUUUGCGGCCAUCUCGAGUCAAAGGUUUGCCUUUACGCAACUGUAUUGUCAUGCUGGAAGUGGCAUGGUAUGCAUUUCUGUCACAAACUGAGCAAAGAACAAGUAGUCUGUAUCUUUAGCGAAACAGCCAUCGACACAGCAAAGCCUUAAUUUGAAAUAAUUGCAGGGUGUUAAUUUCAUUGGCCUGUUAUCAUCCAGUGUAUUUUCGCCAGUGGGAAACUGAACUGGGAAAGCCAUUGCUUCAAGUUUAGGUGUUCUGAAAAAGCUUGACGUUUUUUUUCCUUCAGCGGGGCAACAGAGUAUAUUCCCUCACUAAAACUCAAAAUCACCUCUGACACAUCGCUUGGCUGCAGACAUGAUUCAAGGACAACACCACCGUUCGGUUCAUCACCCUCCAUGUUAUCAGACUGUUUCUCUGGCUCACAGCCAUUAUUACCUGACCGAUUGACUAUUAUCUUCGUUGUUUUCAGGAAUGCUUUCUGCCUCACAGAGUGCAUUUUUCUCAAUACGGUCAAUCUCCAUCAAAUCUUCCUCAUCGUAAUCAUCAUCAUCCAUCCUGUCAUCCUCAUCACUGUCAGUGUCUUCAUCAUCAGGAAGAGUUGGGUCACAUGACUCAGCUUCAUCUCUGAUUGUUAUGUCUUUGUACUGGGGAUGGAUUUCUCUCAGUUUAAGCAGAGCUCUCACAGGUUUUUGCCAGGUCACAGUUUGGAACAGCUGAUGACCUUUGUAGCACAGUCAUCUCUUCAGCUUCACUCUCAUGACCUGAGAUUCACUCCUUAGUCUGGGCAAAGCAUUCACAGUUUCUUGUACGUUAGACGGGACACACACAACAUUUCCACGGAUUGCUCUUUUCUUUUUUUUGACCUUUGGACAGUGGAAUAAUUUUUGCAAAAGGUAUGCUUUUAGCCACAAGAUGACGUUCCAAAAUGUUCAAAUCACACAGUUCAUCUGGUAUAUCAGCAAGCUCUAACUUAUUAGCCAUGGCGAGGGGUAGCAUCCCACCAGCCUUAAGGUGAUCAUGGCAUGUGUAACAAAUCCACUCUCUCUUUCGCUCCUCUGGUAUUGGGCACUGUUGUGAAUUUUCGCAUUCAUCACUGCAGACAUGAACAUAUGCACCAGAGAGGCAAGCUGCAACAACACUCUUUGUCAUAUUUUGACCGAUUGCAGUGUCGCACUUGAUUCGGAAACAGUGCUCUGUGACAAACUGUGCAUACAUAUGUGGGUCCAUCUUUUAUGUGUGAUCUGAAAAUCUCUAUGGCUUCAUUAAUCUGACUGUCAUCCAUGUCCAUUUGCUGUCUAUUAAUAUGUCUGUAUUUUUGUCUAAUCUUAAUUGCACACCGCAUGCUGUUGGUCAGUCUGGUUACAAGGUUGUUUCUGUAUUUGUCUCUCAUUAGCUGUCUCAUAGUUUGUUUGUGCCUUGCUCUGAAUGCGACAUCAUUUGCAUAACACUUUGUGAUAUACUGCCUUUGUUUGGAUCUAAAUGCAAAAUCCUGGCAAUAGCGGUUUCUUAUAUACAACAUUUGUCUCCAUUUAAACUCUGCAUCAUCUGUGUAUCGGCGAUUGAUGUAAGAUCUUUGUCUCCAUUUAAACUCUGCAUCAUCUGUGUAUCGGCGGUUGAUGUAAGAUCUUUGACUCUGUUUAAACUGUGCAUCAUUUGUGUAUCGGCGGUUGAUGUAAGAGCUUUGUCUCUGUUUGAACUCUACAUCACUUUUGUAACGGUUUUUGAUGUAAGGUCUUUGUCUCUGUUUUAACUCAGCAUUAUCAGCACAGUAACGGUUGUAGUAAGACCUCCUUCUCUGUUUAAACUCCGGAUCCUCUCUGUACUGAUCAACUAUACAAGACUUUUUACGUUGCUGUUAAGAUUUGUCUUUGGCAUAUUGUUCGCGCUGUUUUGCAUUUUUAUCAAUUGCAACUUUUGUCUUUUGCAUCAGAGCUCUUCUUUUUGAUUUCUUCCUUUCCUGUUUAUUAUGUCUUGAUAGAUCCGACAAAGUUUGAAUGUUAGAUUUUAUUGGGGCAGUUAUCUCAGAUUCUGCCUGGGGUAGACUGGACAUGUGAAGUUCUUGCUACCCUGCUAUUGUAACAACAUCUGCAUUAGACUCAACAUGUGGCAAAUUUUCUCCCCCUGAGAGCUCCUCCACAGUCUGAAAUAGUACAGGUGUCAGCUCAAAAUAAGCAUUUGGACCAGAGCCCACUGCACGGAACAAUGUCACAAGCUUUGUGAUCAGAUCACUUAAAUGUGUGAAAUAGUAGGGCACUUAGGAGACCUCCACGUACCCCCCCCCCCCCCCUUAUUUUUUUUUCUAGUCAGGAUUUUUAUCAUCCUUAAGACCUCUAAAAAAGGAUUUUGAUAUUCCCAAGAAAGAUUUAUUUCCCAAAGGUGUGCUUUUUAAUCUUUUGUCACCCCUAUGACACAAAUGUUUUUGCAGGCAGGAUCACUGACGACACUGUCUUUCCGAGAGCGUGGCAUGGUCAAAUUUUGAGGUAGACAAAAAUUAAAGAUACCAUUGUAUUCUGGACAACCACAGCUUUCCAAUGGGAAAGCUUCCCCAUGCCAUUUUAGCUCAUUGGGAACAGUGUUGUUUUCGUCAGGCAGGACGAAAACUUAAAUGACGACGUCAGACCCCUUUUUUCCUUGACGAAAAUGAGACUAAGACGAACGUCACCAAAACUCUGUAAAGACUAAAAUGUGACGAAAAUUGUAUUGAUUUUCGUCAGACGAGAACGAGACGAGACUGAAUUGUUAUUAGGUGGACGAACAAAGUUUCAAAACAUGUUUUUUUUUGUCCGAACAGCCACGCCCCCAUCACACACGCACCAAAAGCCUCGCUCGCGCACAGCUGCGCGCACACACUCAUACAUAUGCACAGAGCGGCAGGUGGACGAGGCGCGCACACACACACACACACACACACACACACUGCCUCUUUUGCCUGAGAAGACUACGAUCAAAAGACAUUUGUAGUGAGAUGCUGCAGAUGUUUUAUCAGUCUGUGGUGGCGAGUGUUCUGUUCUAUGCUGCAGUCUGCUGGGGAGGAAGUAUCAAACGCUAAGAUGCAAGACAUCUGAUCAAAUUGGUGUAAAAGGCUGGCUCUGUGGUUAGAUUCAAGCUGGACUCAGUGGAGGAAGUGGUGGAGAGAUGUACACUGAGGAAGGUGGAGACUAUUCUAAAGAAAAUGGGUAAUCCACUCCAUAACACCUUGAUCGGCCAAAGGGCCAAUAAUGGUGGAUGGCUCCUCUCUCUUUGCUGCAGGACAGAAAGAUUUAGAAGAUCUUUUGUACCCACAGCCAUCAGACUGCUCAAAUCUUCUGUAAAUAGUAUAUGACUUGAGACAUGACACAUGAGAGUACAGACAAUCACACACACACACACACAACACACACAACCCCCCCUGCUUCUAUGAUUUUCAGCUCUGCAGGAAAAAGCACACAUGCCUUUAUCCCUCGCUUCUUCGUUGCUUCCUGGCUUCUCUGUAUUGUACUCUCUCCUGUAACACUUUGGCCAUGAAGUUCUCAACAAAAUAGAUCUGGGUUUUAUUUUACAACCAAGGGUCCGUUUCACGUAGGUGGUUCAACAAACUCUGAGUCAAAUCCUUAACUCUGAGUUGAUCUACUCUGAGAUAGGAAACUCUGAGUUUCCGGUUUCACAACACCUGAUUUGAGUCAGUUUUAGCAACUCCGAGUUGUUUGACCUAGAGUUAAGCACGUGCACGCCAGACAUAAACAGCCAGCAUCUGUGGAGCCCAGAUUCAUUGAUCAACCAAUGGAAACAGGGAGAAGGAGGGGGCAGCAGCAAGCCAACGGCGAAUUACAGCAUGUUUUUAAAAGAAAGUGCAAUACAGCAGCAGCUGCAAAGGAGAGGGAGAGGGCAUGGGAGGAAAUUGCUGCUCACGUUAAUGCGUAACUUUAAAUCUAGUCUUGUGCAAUCACAAUGACAGACUGUUGCAGGGGAAACUGCUUGCAUGGAGCAAAUUUAUUUAUUUUAUGUAGGUGCAAUCCAGCGGGACAAAAGCGCACUUGGCAGCAGCUGAAAAUUAAAUAUAAAAUAUCUGUUCGAGAGGGGGGGCAGCUCCUCUGCCUCCGUUAAAGGUGGGGCUGCUGGGCCACCACCCGUUUUUGUGUGAGUUUAAUAUUCCUAAUCAUUUAACGGAACAUCAUAAGAGAGUAAAAUUCAUUUUUGAGUGUGAAAAUAGCAUUUUGUAAGGGAUCAAACUGCCACUUAAUAUGUACUUGACAAUGUAAAACAUGAUCAAAAUGAGAAAAUGCCGAUGUCUCACCUGAAACUCUGGGUUUACUGAGUAAAACCUGGGGCCUGUUCUACGAAGCAGGAUUACUGCUUAGCGAGGUAACUUUGAGGAUAAGUUCGGGGUUUCCUGUUCUACGACGCGGGUUCACCUCUUAGCGAGGCGAGUCUCCAUAGCAACAUACGCUGAACGGCUAAACUGCUCCGGGGCAGGUUAGGUUCCAGAUUGAACUCACGGAGUAUAAAAACCCCGCCCACUGACCAAUGAGCUCUCUCGAAAAACGGCUUGUCCGUUCUUGGAGGAUCCUGUAGACCUCGGUGCUCGCAUUGUCCGAGGAGGAGCACUCCGGCUCGCGAGAGUUUUCAGGGAGAGUUUUCUCCGGAUGACCACCUUUAUGAAAGGCUCAUAUGGCCGACAUAUUACACAAAACAUGUAAACACGAUAGGAAUGAACAAAUGAAUGAUUCAUCUUGGGAAUGAAUGGACAUGGGCUGCGCGAUCACAGACAACAUCUCGGUACUAUUUAGUAGCAGCGCACGCCCCUUAUAAUAACCCGGUAAAUACUGCUACUUGUGCUUCCUACCCACUGUAAUAACCGUUGUUCUUGCCCACAUGCAACAUUUUUGUUCUCAUUCAUGAAGCGCUUAAAUCAGGGACAUUUUCGGGGACAGCUUUAGCCGAGGACAGAUCAUCCAAUUCGGGGACUGUCACCUUAGUUAAAAGCGCAUGUUGAACAGUGCUAUUUCAGGGUGAUAAUGGCAUCAAAGAUUACUUUUCUGCCAGCAUUCCCUCCGUGCUUUUGCAGCGGCGACGGUGUUGCUUUUGAGGUUUAUGAUAGCUUUCAAUUCUUCAUACUUUCUCAUGAUCGUCUCCUGUUCCUCGUUUGUAAAGUCCGCAGUCCUUCACUCUCCAGCCUGCUCUGACGCUCCAGACUGAUCGAUGUCCGUGAUUGGUCAGAUGCGGCGGGCUCCGCCUUAUAUGUGUGCAUGCGCUCAUAGCAGAGCUGGAUCCACUUAUGAGGUUGAUAACCAGCGUCGUAAAACCGUGUAGCGAGACCGCUGGCUACCGCGCUAAGUUGAGCGAGGUAGCGCCAAGCCUACCUCGCUAAGUUGAACCUGCUUCGUAGAACAGGCCCCUGGUCCCAAGCAGGUUAGGUUCACGGAGUCUGUUACUAUGGUAACUGACCGCGAGGUUGAGUUACCUCUCUUUGUGAAACAGGUUAGAGUUACCCCUCUCUUCGUGGUUUAACUGACCCUCCUUUGUGAAACGGAAAACUCAGUUUCCCUGAUUUUAGGGUUAACAGACUCUGAGUUUCCAUUAAACCUGCUACGUGAAACGGACCCCAAAUCUCUUUCUUUGUCCAAGUGACACUGAGCACCAAACAUACUAGAAUGGAUCCUGGUUUGAUGUCAUUGCAAUAUUUAUAGAAAACUUGAAAAUAAACAACACAAUCAGUCCUAUUGAAGAGAGGUGGGAUAAAGAUUUUUUUUUUAUGAAGAACCUAUUUAACUUUUGAGUGAAAAUAUUGGAUAUUAAUCUUUAGCCACAUAAGUAGAUAAACUGGCCUGUAAAAGGAGUAUGACAUGAGGACAGCACAAGGUCUGGUUUCUGUUUAACAUUCCUGUCUAACCAGACAUAUUCUGUCUCAUCAGAGCUUUUCUGCAAGCAAAGAAACACAUCUGUGUGGAGUAUCCAAUGACCAUGAACUACAAAGCUGCUGAGGAACUUUGGGAUUUAGCAGACAAAACCGGUAAUAUUACAACACUAAAGUGCUCCUUAAUUUUGCUCAUGCAGGUCAGAAGGAUACAUUGAUGCUUUUAAAAUGCUUUUUAAUUUUAUGUGGUGGAGUUUCAUAGAGUAUUUGCCCUAUUUUGCAAAAAACAGGAUUGAUUCUCCAUGAAGAGCACAUUGAGCUGCUGUCAGGGGACUUUAAAGCACUUAAAAGAGAGGUGCAGGGUAAAGUCCUGCAAAAUGGAACCCUUCAUUUUACUGGUGAGAGUCUGUUUUCUAUUUCGUUUGACAAUAAAAUCAUUGUUUCAAGUUUUAGAAUUUAAUAAUAAUAAUGAAUCCGAUUUUUAUAGCACUUGAUAAGAGACUCUCAAAGCACUUUACAUUGGAUACAUCAUUCAUUCGCUCACACAGUCACACCCGGUGGGAGUAAUCUACCGUAGUAGUCACAGCUGCCCUGGGGCAGACUGUUGGAGACGUGGCUGUCAAUUUGCAGCUACAGCCUCUCCGACCACCACCAAAUAUCACUCACAAUCAUACACCAGCGGAGGAAACACACUGGGGGUCAUAUUGUUCAUUAUAUCAAAACAAAAUUGUAAUUGCUGUAGUUUUAACACUAGUCUGAUGUGGAAAGGUGUCUUGGGCUUUAAAAACCAAUUAAAUAUUGGAAUAUUUGUCUAUCUCAAUUUUUCCAAGGGGGACCUCAGAAGCCUGGAGCUGGUUUCCCAUCAUUCUCCGGCAUUGCUCGACUCUCCAUCUUGGUGGAAUUGUUUGGUGAGCUGUCAGUCACAGCAUCCACUAUAGAGGAGGACUCUGGUAAAAACUACAGUAAAAUGACUGCACGCCUUCUUACUAUAGAAGACAGGUGAGAAAGAAUGUGAAUGCUUUGCCACUACAAAGAUAUAAUCAACAAAAUCCAUUUAACAGACUCAAACCAACAUGUUAUGCGAAAGUCAGACUACAUGGUUUAAGAGUGGUAUUUACCCAACCCAAAAGUUUAUUGUUUCAUCUUGUGUAAUGUUUCAUAGUUAAUGCCAAUCAAAAAAGAGCAAAGCAAAAGCAGCAUAGUGAAGCUGGUACAGCGAGACUGAACUUUGUGGAGGAGGUUGGGGAGAGAGGAUUACAUCCAAGCUGUCAUCUAUGCUGGACAGAGACUCUCAACCCCUCCAACAAACACUCACUGCUCUGAGGAGCUCUUUAAGGGACAGGAUGCUUCACCCGAAGUGGGUGACUGAGAGGUAUUGCAGGUCAUUCCUUCCUGCAGCUGUCAGACUCCACAACAGAAUCCUCAGUGUGCAAUAAACCACAUUUAUAUGUAUAUUCUGUAAACAUGUAUAUAAGUUUCUUUAUCCUUUAAUUUUUCGUUUGUAUUUGUAUUUAUGCUGCUGUAAUUUUUGGAAUUUCCCCCUGUGGGCAGAGGUGUCAAAAGUAUUCACAUUCAUUACUUAAGUAAAAGUAUAGCUACUAGGGUUAAAAAAGACUUUUAUAGAAGUUGAAGUAUUGACUCAAGCUUUUUACUCAAGUAAAAGUGUAAAAGUAAUGGUUUCAAAAAUACUUCAUGUGGGCCAUGGCCUAAGCUUUUGUCCUUAAUGGCAUUUUUUCCCCCUUACAUAACUUAGUGCACUACCCACCUCCCCUAAAAAACAUUUUUCUAAAGGCCAUAGUGACUAUAAUAUUAAAAUGUUAAUGUUGAAAAAGUUGUGAUGCAACUGUUUCAGCUGCAUUUAUGCCCGUUAGAAAUUAACACAUUUCAGUACAAUGCAAAUAUACUGAAAUUAACACCCACUGAUUGAAACAAAGUUUUAUGUAAUAUGUUGACAUUAGUUAUUUCAUUUGUAAUUGCGUUUGCAUUUUUUCUGCCAAAAGUAAAAGUUUCCUUGCUGCUUAUAAAACGAGAGCUGACUGUCUCACCACUUAAUUUAUUUGGAAAAACACUGUUUUGUUUACAAAAAAAUAUGACAAAAAUAACCCUAAACUGUUGAGAGUUUCUGGCUUCAAAACAACUAGUGAUGCUCAAAAUAAGACUUUGUUCUUUUUUUUCUAGAUAACAGAAGUCAUAAGGAUACCUUUAGUAUAGAACACGCUGAUACUUUGCCCUUUUAUUAAACAAACUAAAUAGUUUGUUUAUCUUAUUUACACGACACCACCUAAUUUCUAUCGCUACAUGGUUGCGUGUUUACAUUGCUCUAUAAGUUGCACGCAAUGGAGUUUCGCCCUGAUGCACACACAAACACACAUACAGACACAUGCACGCACACAGGUGAACACACACUCAUCAGCAGUAGUCCACUUAGCUUACUUCUGACUUUUCUGGGCAUGUCUCUCUCCCGGCCGUAACCCAGUUAGCACGCUGCGUUCAGAAUGAAGGAACAAAAACUAAGCUGGACGCAAUUUAUCUGGAUAGGAUUUUGAGGAGGGGGUGUGUUUUUUUUAAACGGUAAGAAGUCGCAAUGAAAACCAAAACAAGCCGAAAUGAAAUAGGAGUUAUGUGGCUAUUUUAAAAAUGUAAGGAGUACAGAUAACUACGUGAAAACGUAAUGAGUAGAAGUAUUAAGUCGGCUAAAAAAUAAUUACUCCAGUAAAGUAUAGAUACCCCAUAUUUCUACUCAAGUAAGGUAACAAAGUAUUUGUACUUAGUUACCUGACACCUCUGCCUGUGGGACUAAUAAAGGUAUAUCUUAUCUUAUCUUUAAUUAGUAGCAUUUCCAGGUGUUGUCCAGCCCCUUUGCCCCUCAACAGUAUCAUGACGAUCAUGGUCACUGGUUGUGUACCAUCAUGUAGUCCAUUGUGUAUGUAGGUGAAGUCAGGGCGCAAUUUUAUGGCACUAUGGUCACCCAAUCUGGUAGUGACCACUGUGACAGACAGAAAGAUUGCUUAGACUAACCUCAGCAUUCAUCUUACCACAAAAGUGUCGGAAGUCCUCAUAUUCUCCAUCAUUAUGUGUCUCUUUAGACCUCUGACAUGGAUAGAGGAACGAGGACCAAACCUUUCCAGGGCCAAGAACAUCAACUUUAAGUUUGACACAGGCACUCUGACCCAGUUCCCCCCCACGUCCAGGGGGGCAGUGGGCCUCUUCAUGCAGGAUCUGAUCCACUUCUCUGCCAAACUACAGGGUAAAGUUAGUCAAGAGGAGCUCCAGAGGGAGAAAGUCAGGAUCCUACACUGUCUGAAACUGGCAGAAUGGAUACAGCAACUUUGCCAAAGAUAA
Molecule: messenger RNA, 19662 nt
Organism: Xyrichtys novacula (pearly razorfish)
Lineage: Eukaryota; Metazoa; Chordata; Actinopteri; Labriformes; Labridae
Source: the annotation of a GenBank genome assembly